AUGGAUCUUUUCUGGAGUCUAGAUGAAAGUCCGGCGGCCUUGCUGCGGGCUCCUCCUGGGGCUGAGGUUGCGCCUGUGCCCGUGGGGGGAAGGGGAGGCUUCGCACUUGCCGCCCCUGGGCCGGCCGAGGGCUCCCCGGUGGCCUUUCCGGGAGCUCCUGGCGCUUGCUGCGAGCAGGGGUGGGGAGCGCCGGUGCCCCGCGCCCCGCUUAGCCCAGAUCUCCUCCCCUCGCCUUGCGUGCCCGGGGAGCGGUGGUGUUGCGUUCUCCUUUCCUGGGAGCUUUUUCUGGCAGCUGAACGAAACUCUUACCAUGCCGGUCUGUCUUCCGGGUUGUCUGUAGGCUGUGUGCAGAAGAAAUCGGUUCACUCGGAAGAUCCAUUUAAUGAUGAACAACGUGAGCGGCAUGAAGUAGAAAUGCUAGCCAAGAAGUUCGAGGCAAAAUACGGUGGAAAGCCCCACAAACAUCGGAAGGAUCGCCUGCAGGAUCUAAUUGAUAUAGGUUAUGGUUAUGAUGAAACGGACCCUUUCAUUGAUAAUUCUGAAGCGUAUGAUGAAUUGGUUCCUGCAUCCCUGACAACCAAAUAUGGAGGGUUUUAUAUCAACACUGGUACACUGCAGUUCCGCCAGGCAUCUGACUCGGAGGAUGAAGACUUUGCAGAAGACAAAAAGCAUAGGCCACCUAAAAUAGCAAAGUUAAAAGAAAGUGAAGAUCGUGGAAUGAAGAAGCGCAAGCGGAAAGAUGAAGGGACAGAAAAGGAGAAGAAGCCUCGGAAAAUGAAAGUUCCUAAGCAGUUGGGAGUAAUGGCCUUAAAUUCACACAAGUCUGAAAAGAAGAAAAAGAAGUUGUAUAAAGACUCACUCUCUCUGGCUGCCAUGAUCCGUAAAUUUCAAAAGGAGAAGGAAGCCAUGAGGAAGAAGGAAUCUAGUCCAAAACCUCCAGUGACUGUUGCAACCUCUACCCCUAAUAAAAUUCCUUCCUCCUCUCUCACUGCAGGAAACGAUAUCUCUGACUUGAAUCUUAGGAUCAAUGAUCCUGUCCUCUCCAUUUUUGGUAGCACAAAUGAACGUGAGCUCCUGCAAGAAGCUGAAAGUGCCCUGGAGAUGCUAGGAGACAUUGACUUUGACAAGUUGCUUGAUGGCACUUCUGAUGGCAGCCCGGUAUCUGAGCUGUCAGGAGAAAAUGGAAAUGUCACUCAGGCAACCUACACCUCUCAGGUCAUGACACCCAAGCAGGUGCCUGCCCUCCCAGAAGGUCUACCUAUGCUACUUGAAAAGCGCAUUGGAGACCUUCGAACAGCCGCCAAGAUGUUUGAUGAAGAAGGCAGGAAGAAGUUUUUCACGCAAGACAUGAAUAAUAUUCUGCUGGAUAUUGAGCUACAGUUACAGGAGAUAAAUCCUGCCAUCCGCAAUGGAGUGUACUCUCACCUUGAGGCUUUUGUGCCGUGCAAUAAGGACACACUGAUAAAGCGUCUGAAGAAGCUACACCUCAAUGUCCAGGAUGACCGCUUGAGAGAACCACUGCAAAAGCUGAAACUGGCUGUGAGUAACGUCAUGCCUGAACAGUUAUGCAAGUAUCAAGAGGACUGUCAGGCCCGCAAUCAAGCCAAGAAUGCCAAGUUGCAAGCGGAAGAUGAACGAGAAAAAAAUGGAUCUGAGGAAGAUGAUGAUGAGAAACCUGGAAAGAGGGUUGUGGGACCCAGAAAGAAGUUUCAUUGGGAUGACACAGUGAGGUCUCUGUUGUGUAACCUUGUCAAGAUCAAGCUGGGAUGCUAUGAGCUAGAGCCAAAUAGAAGUCAGUCUGCUGAAGAUUACCUCAAAACCUUUAUGGAAACGGAAGUGAAACCACUUUGGCCUAAAGGCUGGAUGCAGGCAAGGAUGCUUUUUAAAGAAAGCCGAAGUGUUCACAAUCACCUCACUUCUGCUCCGGCAAAGAAGAAGGUGAUUCUGGCCCCUAAACCCAAAGUGAAGGAUUCCAGUCCAAAGAAAGAACAGAAAACCUGUAUGUCUUCAGUCAAUUCAAGUUGCGCUACUGUACUGAGUUCCAGCACACCUGUCUGUACCCCAGCCAGCUCUAGCUGCACACCAGCUCCGGAGACGAUCUGCUUGGACGACUCACUGGAUGAAGACCUCUCUUUCCACCCACCCUCACUGGACUCUAUUUCUGAUGCUCUGGCAGUUAUCAAUAAUGGUGCCAAGGGAUCGCCUCUUGGGUCCACCAUAGACACACCAACAUCCAGACCUCGCCCUGGGCUGAGGGAAGAGAAACUAGCAAGCAUUAUGAGUAAGUUGCCCCUGGCAACUUCAAAGAAAGUAGAGCCCACUCAAACACCCCAUUCAUCAAGUCUUAUUGCUGGUCACACAGGGCCAGUACCAAAGAAACCCCAGGACCUAGUUCACACUGGUAUCUCUUCAGGCCUUAUUGCUGGAUCUUCAAUUCAAAAUCCUAAGGUUUCCUUAGAGCCUUUGCCAGCCAAACUACUUCAACAAGGACUACAGAGGUCAAGCCAGAUCCAAGCUGCUUCCUCCUCUUCUCAGACUCACGUUUCUUCCUCUAAGACCCAAGCAGCUAUUUCUUCCACCUCUCAAAGAACCAAGGAUGCUAAUAUCUUGGUAUCAUCUUCUGAGGCUCAAGGUGGUUCUUCCUCAACAUCACAAGUGACAAAGGUGCACCAGCAUUCAGCUGUACAGCAGAAAUACGUAUCUCCUUUACAAGCAACUAUUAGUAAAUCACAGACCAAUCCAGUGGUGAAAUUGAGUAGUAAUCCCAAACUGUCUUGCUCAUCACCAGUCAUCAAGGCUCAAGAUAAGUCUGUAGUGUAUCGCCUACCUUUGUCUAAUCCUUCAUCUGCAAGUGGCUCUCAAGUGUCUCACCCACUGGUUUCUCGGACAACAUCCAGCACCUCUACCUCUAGUAACUAUUUAGCCAAGGCUAUGGUGUCACAAGUUUCUUCCCAGGGUUUCAAGCCUCCCUUCUCCAUGGCUGCCUCUCCCAAACCUGCUGCCUCUCCCAAGCCCACUGCAUCUAAGCCCUCUGUGACACCCAAGCCCAAUGCAUCGCCUAAAUUUUCAUCCAAGUCCACCUCAUCCCCCAGGCCUGCAACAACACCCAGUUCUUCCAGUUCAAGUGCACUAGUUUCCCAGAGUAGUCACUCCAGCAACAACCCCCUUCAUAAACAGACCAGUGGUGUAAAUAUCAGCAGGCAGUCUCCCACAAUGAAUUUGCUGCCCUCUAAUCGCACCUCAGGCCUUCAGCCUGCAAAGAACCCUCAGGCAUCUUCAAAAUUGCCCAACUCUUCUCCUUCUGGAACUGUUGGUAAAAAUAAUUUGGGUGGAGUUGGAAUGAAUGUACCUGCCAGCAGAGGCAGUAACCUUAACUCAAGUGGAGCUAGUAGGACUAGUCUGUCUGGGGGAGCAGGAAGUGGAACACAGGGUGCUACUAAACAGUUGUCAACUCCACACAGACCAUCUUCUGCCUCAGGGUCUCCAGUUGUAGCAGCCAGUGUGCAGUCAACAGCAGGAGCGUCAUUACUGGCUAACGCCUCACCUCUGACUCUCAUGGCAUCACCCCUGUCUGUAACCAGUCAGAACGUGACAUCUGCACCAUUAACUCCUUUUGGGAUGCUGGGUGGCCUUGUUCCUGUGACCGUGCCCUUCCAGUUUCCCUUGGAGCUGCUUGGCUUUGGGACGGACACAGCUGGAGUGACAACCACCUCGGGAUCUACCUCAGCGGCUUUCCACCACAGCCUAACUCAGAACUUACUGAAGGGUUUACAGCCAGGUGCUCAGCACGCAGCAACGCUGUCUCACUCACCUCUGCCUGCUCACUUGCAGCAAGCUUACACAGAUGGAGGCCAAAGUAAAGGGGACACUAAGUUACAGCGGAAAAACCAGUGACUUCUGGACAAGCAAGGGAGCUGAAGCAGUUCUGGUUGGCUGACAGAAUCUGCCCAGUUGGGAAAGUGCUUAUUGUCACAGGGCUGCUGUUUCUGUCGAUGUUUACAUAUUCUGAUCCCAAGCACUGUGGUGAGAGGAAGAAGAAAAAGAAAACAAUACUUGAUCAAAGAGAGAAGGAAAAGGAGGACUGGUCCUCCUGGUCAUGCAGACUGGUCAUAGUUUGAUCUUGCCUAAAGAAACAAGCUUUUUUUUAUCUGCUCUGAUUGGCUUUUAAGAGAAAUUGAUCGUCAAACCCACAGCAGCACAAACUUUUUUUUUUUCCUGGGUGAUGUCCAAUGAAGAGUUGAAAGUGUGAGAGGAGCUAGAAUAGGUUUCUCCAUCCAUUAUGUAAGGUGGAAUCAUCCACUUCAUUAGUGCCCAAAGUGCCCAGUAUAAGAUUGUGUAGGUCCCGAGUGUAAUAUAUGGUUGUGGACCAAAGGUUAUGUAGAGGUGGUGCUGGGAUACUUUGCGUUAUAACUAAACCCUUACACAAAGGCAGUUUCUGAUAACGGGCAUUUUUCCAGCUUUAUAAGGCUGUUUGGCUUUAGGGAGCCUACAGAUGUAUGCAGUCUCAUUAGAGAGUUGUCUUCAAAAACAGAUCUCCUGGAACAUUGAGAUGGGAGAGACAGACUACUGGGAAAUCCCUUGCUCCUUGUUUGAUUCUUUUUUUUUUUUUUUUUUAAUAUAAAGAUUCUUAUUUAAGGGAGGAAGGGGAUGGAAAUUCUUCCAUUUACAUGAAAAGGAAACACAUUGGUUAGACUAGCAUUUCCUUCCCACAUCUUUUUUUUUUUUAAAGGCACACUGAUUUUUCAUUCCUUCCAUUUGUUAAACUUUUCUUUGCCUUGUGCUUAUCUGCUACUAAAAUUAAGUAAUGUUCUAUUCACGUCUUUUUUUUAUAAAACACAACCACUUCUUUACUCAUUCUAGAUCUUCCCAUCUUUCAUCUAACUCCUCCCAAAAGCCAUGCAUUAUACUGAUUUGUUAGUCAAAGAAAGCUGAUGUGACCUAUUCCAGAGCCAGGUUAAUACUGCUUCAGGCAUUAGCCAAAGAGGAGUCGUUCAAAAAGCGACCAGAGGUGCCUUCUCUUCUGGCGGCUGAAUGGGUUUUCUCCAGCAUUUCCAGCCCCUGCUGGCCUGGGGAGUUCCUGACCUGAACUCUUCCUUACAUGGUAGCACAAGACUGCAAAGCUGGCUUGGUUUUUUUUUUUUUUUGGAUAGCAAUAUAUUGACUGGUUAAUUUGUAAGGUUAGGAAGUAUCCAGCACACGUUGCACUUUCAACACUAGGACAGAACUUUGUUGUUGAAUCCCUUGCGCUGUCAGAUAAAAGAUGAGAAUGGCAGAAACUGAAAUACAUCAUAGGGGAAAGGAGCAAAUAAAAUAGUAUGAUGCCCUUCUCCUUCAACCCUGAAACAUUCCUUUGAUCGGAGAUGCUGAAAUUCUUAGUAGCUAAUCUUUCCAGUAGUUUGACUUGAGAUUGAACCAGUGACUACUGGUUAUCUCACACCUUCCAGAGAGACUUUGACCCAUGGAUAAUAAAUCAUCAGUGGUUUUUUGCUAGAUUAACUUAUAGCUUUCAGGUUUCUUUUACAUGUGAUUUAUUUUUCUUAGACCAGACAACAGUUUCUUUUCUAUUUAGAGCUCAUUUUAAUUUUAUAUAAAUAUAUAUACGUGAAUUUAAAAUAAUAUAUAUUGUGUACUUAGUAUAAAAAUGUUGGGUUGAGCUCAGCAAUAAAUGUUUUUGCACAACACUUCUGUGAAAGACAGAUUGAAUUAAAAUAAGACGCAUUAGUUCGUUAAUUUCACUCCACAGCAUCUGCCAAUUAAAUGCUUUUUAGCUAGUGCUCAUGUUUUGUAUGUGGUGUGUUGAUUAGAUAAGCUUGCAUCAUCAAGGUUAUUUAGAGUUGAAACACGCAGCUACAUAGACUCUGGCAUUCUUAAUACUGUGCAAAUUGUGUCAAAAUACCAUAAACUAUUUAGAAUGCAAGCUUCAUCUGAUUUUUUUUUUUUCCCCCUUUUUUCUCCAGGAAGGGCUUAAGGAAGACAACUUUUGUUUUUUGAGGCCUAAGAGUUCUGGCAGGAUGCUAAUUCUCUGAACUGUGUCAAACCUGAUAAUUCUUAACAAUGCAUGUAGCUAAGGGAGUUGGAGCAGUGAGCCAUCAGGCAGCAAUAUAUUUAAAAGACCCUGUCCUAAGAGAGUUCUACCUCUUCUGUGUUUUCCUCAUCAAGGCAUCUCAUUCAAAUUGCCAUCUUUUGUCUUCAUGCUUAAUGAAAUUUUAGAUUGGGAGACUUGGAGCCCUUUAUAACUACAGCACAAAUUUCCUUUCAACAUUCCUCUCUUCCUGGAAGUAUGCCUCACCUUCAGUUGAGGUGCAUCCUCUCUAAAUCUUAGGGGAGGGUAGGAGUAGUCCUGUCUGUGUGGCCUAUUGAGCUUCUCAGUCUUGGGAAACAACUAAUACUUACUGUGGAAAUAGGUAGUAGGAUGUGGAAAUAGGUAGUAGAAUGAUGAGAAUAAAAAUACAUGUUUGUGAAGCCAGUUCAAACAGCCCCCCAGAGGGUAACUGUGCUCAGUCAUUACACUCUGAGCUUCUUUGGAAUCAGCAACAUAGCGAUGAAAGGGUCUAUGUUCCCUAUUCUCCCUGGUUAAACCUAGCAAGGCGAAAUCAAAGGAAAUAAUAGGGUGGCUCCCAGAGACCUUUGCAGGUAGCAUAAACAAGAUGGGGAAGUGAAAGAUUUCUGCAACGUCCAAAUGCAAAAUUAAGUUAAUGUUUUACUAUUUUCUGCACAGCAGCUCUUCUGAAGAUGUUUUUCCCCAAGUUUUUACUCCUUUCUAAGGGCCUUUGUUAAUAAAUAAACUGUAGUUGUACAUACUAAAUAACCCUCAGUAUUCACAAGCAAUAAGAAAGCCAAGUAGAGCUGUCUUUUUCCAGACAGCAAGGCUGAACUUGGUUUGGGGACUGUGUAUGAGCUAACAUGACAAGCUCACUGAAAGCCCCAAACAAACGCAAGCAAUAAUUUCAAACGCAGGUUUUAGAUGUUUAAAACCGUCUGGGUAAUAUUUUCCGCUACAUGAUCCAAAGUCCCAAAAGUCGUGGUAGCUAUUUUAAAUCCUUUCAAGAUACUUGCAAAGAAAGAAAGCAGGCUAGAUGAAAAACAGGCUGCAAAGUUUCCUGAUACCUUGGACUAUUGACUGCAGUGUUCUCCCACUCCAAGAUGCAAAUGGCCUAAAUCACUUUGUCCAGCCUCCUCUGUUGAUUUGAGAUACAUGACUGAUACCAAUCAACUAAGUCACAAGUGUGGAUGCUGUGGGUUUCACAUCUGUUUUCUGCUAAUCAGAAGUAACUUUUAAUUACCUGGGUUCUGCUUCUUGUUUGAAUCCGAUCAAAGUUGUCUGAUGCACAGAUUUGGGGGUGGGACAGGUGCCAAGAACCUGUUUCCUUCCCGCAGUCCCAUCACCUGACCCUUCCUCCACACUCCUUCUCCACUUGGUGCAAGACCCUUGAGGACAUGAAAACAGAGAAAUCCUGCAACUCUCCCAAGCUGCCAUCAGUUGUGUGAACCAUUAACCCUCUGGGAGUCAUCUUGGACUCCAACUAACUUUAUCACAUUUGCUGCUACAUUCGUAAAAUGAACUUUUGGCUGUAUUUAUUAGCAAAUUUUAAUCUAGUUUACAGUUGGUUUGGUAUUCUUUUGAGUAGUUUUUGCCCACAGAUGGAUUAGAAGCGUUGGGGUGUUUGGGUUGGGUGUGUUUUUUUUUUUCUGGAGUGAAUUGGUGAAGGCACAGUGGUCCCUCUUCUGCUUUUGUUUUGGACAUUUUCUGAAGAUGGCAUUGCAGGGAAAACCUGCAGCCAAGCCAAGCUGUGGAAGGCUUCCUCCCACACCUAACUUUCAUCUUUCGCUGAAUUGGGGGGAAAUCAUUAAAGGGACACUUGCUUUUUGUUUGGGUUUGUUUUAUUUUUUUUUCAUAAAAUGAACCAGAAGGUGAAAGCAGUAGGUAAAUGGCUAAUUAAUUAACACUUUAUGCAAUUUUAAUUUUAUAGAAAUUUAAAAAAGGUUGGUAGAUUUUGAUUGGUCCUAGCUCUGGUGAAAUGGCUGUUACCCUCCAUGACUUACUUGAUUCAGGCCUUUGUCCUUUGUUUAAGUGCCUUUUUUAUUUUAUUUUUAUUUCCCUACCCUCUUUAAACUGUUCUCAGAGAUCCUGAAGUGCUGGAAGGCAUUUUGGAGGAAAAUCUUAAGCUUGCCAAGAUGGCUUUAUGCUGUUAUACUAUUUUUUCCCUUUUGUAAAGAAAAAAAAAAAGUAACGUGUGUAACUUCAUAGCUGCUGUACCCUGGUGUUGGUUCUGUGUGCUUGUGCGUUCUUUCUCUCACACUCACACAUGUACGCACACACACAUAUACAGCAAUAUUCCUGAGGAACGUGUUCGUCCUUCUGCAUUCUGCUGGCUCCGUUAAACACUUUACUUAAAGGUGAACGUUGGUGCAAAGAUGGCAGUACAAUAAAAGAGUGUGUGUGUGUGAGUGCGCAAAAGCGUGCAUGAGAGAAAGGAAGUGGCCAAUGGGAAUGAAACUUCUUGCAUUUUUCUCUGAAGGUUUUAAAUUUGGAUCUUUGUUAGGUCACGAGUAAAACAUUGUGGGCCCUGUCUGGCAACCUUAUUAAAUACUGGACCACUUCACACAAUUACUGAAUCUGAGACAAAGAUGUGUGACUGACAACCCCAAGAGGGAGGGCGGGGGGAGAAAGUUAAAAUAGCAGCCUGCAACAAGCCUGAGUUGAGAUGAAUUGCAAGGAAACGCGUGCACAGCUGGUCACGUCUGCUUGACACCAGUUAUUGCAAGGAUUCUCACAUUUACCAAAGUGUCACUUUGUAAGAAGGAAUUUGAUAAAACCUGGAAGAGUGCAGCUGCUAAUUGAAGUUAAACCUGGCUAUGAUUCACAUACUGCCUAAAUCAUUCACCAUGAAGUACUUUUCUAGUUGUACUUCUUCUCAACUUACUGAGAUUUCAUUAAUGAUUUGUUCUCUUACUAUAAUGUAAGUUCAUGUGUUAUUAGCUGCAAGUGAACCCUGAUUACAGUGUCUGUGCUUGUUUCCUUGUUCUCUGACAAAAUUAGCAAUCUGCAAUAGCUCAUCUAGUGAUUUUUAACAAUUCUGUGCUGAGGAUCUAUCCAAUUUAGGAUUGCUGAAAACAUGCAUGCUGAACUUAAGGUAACAGAUGUACGCCACACUAGACAGUGCUAGUUCUGUGAUGUGUUUCCCCAGGGAAGAUCUAAUUUUGAGUUGCAAUAUGAAAUGGAAUGAAGAGUCCUUCGUAAGCGGAGAACCCAGCUAGAGAGCAGAAAAUAAGACAUCAAAUACAACAUGUUUGUGUGGCAGAGAAUAGCCCAACUGCUAUUUCAGUUCUUAGCUUGUCUUCAUAUGUUUGAGUGAACCUGUUUUAUGUAAACUAGGAUUUCUUCUACCAAUCUCUAAUGGUGCCAGUCAAAGAUAGGACUAUUGCUGGUAGCUUAGCCAGUUGUGAUAGUGAAGGUGCUUCUUAAUCUGCUGUAGGUGCAUUAGUGAAGUUACUUCCGUGGAGUUUGCCAUAUCCACCUGUGGCAGUAAACUGAGCUAACCUGGCUCUUCUGUUUCUUUUCAAUUUAUUUUGGGCACAUGUGCUUUUUAUCCUAGGGUGAUCUGUGAGAUGGGGAAUCUACAGCUGGUCAUGAUGGUUGACUGUUGUGGUCUUUUUUAACAAAUGCAGCUGUUGUGAAAAUCUUUGUCUGUCUACUGCUUAAGAAAUCACUGCCAAAAUAAGCAGCCAGAAGUAUGCUUACUGGGCCACUGGAAAGAUAACUGUUGUGUAGGGGAAUGCUUUGUUUGUGGAAACUUCUGGUGUGGCUUCAUCAUCCUUUUUCUAUGACUCGGUGAUCCCUUGCUGCUGUAAUAGCCUUUUGGGGCCAUAGAAAGCCCUGCUGCUGCUAUGAGUUACGCUGAGAGAUCAGCAUGGCCUGGAACUGGCCCAAAACUGGGGAAGUACAAAGAUUCCCUACAGCUGUUUUUGCACACUCCUCAUAAAUAAAACUGUGCUAAUCUUGUCAGUAGUCAAGGAUAUAGGUCUGUAUUUUGUAGCCAUUUUUGACAGCUAUAAUUCUAUAGAGCAACUCUGGAGAAAAAAAAAAUACAUGUUUUGUAUCUAGAAGUGAAUUUCAGUCUCUUUAUUGCCAUCAUCUGCUUAAGUAAUAACCAUUAACUAGUUUUUCUUUAUGGUGAAGUAAUCCAAAGCAAGCAGUGUACACUAUGUUUGAUUCCUGUCAUGCUCAAUACUAAGGGGUUUUGUUUGUUUGUAUUGCCCAGCAAUGUAUGCAGAUGCAUUUUAUUGACAGUUAGUUAUGUUUGUUACUGUUUAGUACCAAGAGAAAAAGGGAGAGAAUCAACCAAAACCAGUCAGGAGAUGCCACCAUCACAGGCCAAACCAAGUAGCUGCGGAGGCAGCCAGAGCUUCUUUGAGACUUCCCAGAUUUCACCAGACGAGUGGGGCGUGGGGGAAUAAACUUUCUUUUGUUCUCAGCUUUUUCCAGAUAAGGCCUUAGUUUCAUUAGUAGUCACUAAUAUCAACUAUGCAGAUAAGUAUUUACGUGUUUCAGUGUUACAUGCAUUCCUUCCCCCAGCUACCCUUCUUAACACAUGUUGAAGUUUUACCCAAAGAAAAUGGAAUAUUUUUUUGAAUGUCUGUACUGCAGAAGUCUUUUUUGCUAACGUGAAGAAAGAAAUUUGUAUUUUAAAAAAGAAACCCUUUCACUGGUGCAACACCUAGUGUCAAGUGUCAUGAAGUUGCUUCAAGAGGGAAGCUAAAAUCACCUCUUGUGACAGGUUUUAGUUUGAGAGGUUUUUUUAGGAUAUUCAGCUCUCAAAAUUGGUUUAAGAAGCCGCAGCAAUGUUUUGUAAUGUACAGGUUAGAUCUGGGGAGAAACCAUGAGACAUCCCAGGUUUCCUUCCAGUAUCAGAAGUGAAUGAAAUAAAUUUAUCAAUUAAAUUAAGUUGCUUCUAAACACGGGGAGUUAUUGGCUACAUGGUAGCUGGAUCUUUAAAUAAAAGCUAAAUUGCGGUCCCCAGGUAUUUCUCGCUGAUCUUUUAGUCUUGUAUGUAACUACAAAUAACAGUUUAGCUCAGAGGUGAGAACUGUAGUGUGUGUUUCAUUGCCGGUGAUUCCAUCAUGUAGCAAUUAGUACCAUGUCCUCGCAUAGUUCUCAAGAUCCAUACUGGAAAUAGAUGGAGAAAUUUUAUUUUUGGACUACUGUUUAAAAAAAUUACAAAACUACUACUUUUUACCCUCAAAACUCUACUGAGCAGCAUUAUAUUUUAGCAGUUAAACUAGUACCCUUGUUACGUGAUUUGUCUCUUGUAGUCUUCUUUUACUGAGGGUUAGAAGCAUUUCAUGAGUAAUCCUUAAAAUGUUGGCAUUCUCUAGUUUAAAGUCAGGUGCUUAUUAUAAAAGGGCAUCUGUGGCGAUAACUUCUGAGGAUACAAAAGCACUGUGUUCGGAAUAUUUCAUUGGGG
Molecule: messenger RNA, 11465 nt
Organism: Egretta garzetta (little egret)
Lineage: Eukaryota; Metazoa; Chordata; Aves; Pelecaniformes; Ardeidae
Gene: UBN2
Product: ubinuclein 2
Exons: 18
Coding region: 1-3894 (1297 amino acids)
Cellular component (GO): nucleus
Source: RefSeq, a predicted model, not a curated record